This is a messenger RNA of Manduca sexta (tobacco hornworm), 899 nucleotides long. RefSeq lists its product as uncharacterized. The record is from RefSeq and is a predicted model, not a curated record. NCBI's taxonomy places the organism in Eukaryota, Metazoa, Arthropoda, Insecta, Lepidoptera, Sphingidae. The annotation marks the transcript as partial. The transcript has 5 exons.
ACCCGUAUAAAAAUAUGACUCCAGAUUCAAAGAUGGUGGUAUCCACGACAGUCGAGAAGCAGCGACCAACAGUAGUAUUAGCGUGUUCGGUGCCGCAAUCACAUAAUAUACGGGCUUGCAAGUUCCGCGACCCGUUGGGGAAUGUGCUCAUUGCCGUUCAAGGAGUGGGAGAAGAUCGGUACGUCACCGGCUGGUCCUCCACCAGCUAUCAGUCCAACGCGAACUCGCACGUGUGCACUCUCCGCAUCACGAGCCCUGUGGUGAGUGACCUCGGUUUGUGGCGUUGCAGCGUUGAAACUGACGUCGGCACACACUACGGAUUCUUGCCUGUCAUCUGCCCUUGGAUGAUGCAGGAUCCUCAAGUUCAAACCAAGGUUGUUACGGAACCAGUACUAAAAGCCCAAAGAUAUAACAUAUUCACAAUAGAAGGAGCAGUGACGAUGACUUGCAUUAUUCCUGCCCCUAUCUCGUACUGCUACUUCAGAGCACGCAAUGGCACCACGUUCAGUGUAGACCCUGAUACGUCCUCUACCCAUCUGGAAUACGUUGGAAGUGGAUUCGACGCAGGCGAGUGUGGAGUCAGGUUCAAGAACCUGGUGGCCGGAGACAGCGGCCAGUGGAGCUGUCACGUGGGACUCGCCAACCAAAUGGUGGAACAGAGAGCGCGAUUCCAAGUCACCAUCGAAGAGCCUAUAGUGGUGCGGCACUUCUGGCAUGGACAACACGGACUCGUGGUGGAAGCCAGGGUCCAUUCUCAGAGGGCCUUACGCUACUGCAGAUUUGUCCGUAUCGACGGCCUAGGUAAGAUCUUUUUAAAACCUAAUAUCAGCUCCUCAAGUUGUACCUCUUUUCGGGAAUCUCGGAUAUCAAAUAAAGGUCGGUCGGUUCGGUUCGGUUCG